UUCCAGCAUUGGAAUCACCUACAGAAAACAGAUGGAAUUUACUUGAUGCUAAAUCUUUAAAUGAAUUUUUAAUGGAUGCUGAAUACUUGAGUUAACUGGAGUCAGUGCAUUUUGCCUCUUUUUUUUUUUGCUUUUCCUUUUUUUUUUUUUGGGGGGGGGGAGAGGGGGAGUGAAAGUGGGUGGGAAGAUGCAAAGUUCACAGGUUCUUUUCUGUUACCUGAUUAAGGCAGAAUAAACAAAAAUGCUGAAUAUGAAAGAUAUCAAAUAUUGGAGAUACCUGGAAAUAAACUGGAAACAACCAAUACCACAAGACGAAGCAGCAGUGAACAAGAUGCUGUGAAAAAAGAAAUCACAAGACGAGAGUGCACAAUGCAUUUCAAAUUGAAAAAAGCCUCCUAUCUGCUGAAUGAGUCUCAGUAUAUUCUGACAGAGCACAGAUAAAGCUUCAGUCAACUAUCUCCUAGCUGCCUCCAAAAGAAUAUUUUCAAGUGCAGAAAGCAAUAUGCAACAGUCAAGAGCCUCAUGACAAUAGACCAAGAACAAGAAUGGAAGUAAAUUUAUUCAGCAAUUCUACUGUUAUAAACAGUUCAUCCAUCAACCAUAAACAGUUAGAAGGGCAUAGCCUGUGGGAAGUUAUUACUAUUGCCACUGUAACUGCAAUUGUAAGCUUAAUAACCAUAGUGGGAAAUAUUCUUGUGAUGAUAUCCUUCAAGGUUAACAGUCAGCUCAAAACCGUUAACAAUUAUUACUUGCUCAGCCUUGCCUGUGCAGACCUCAUCAUUGGAAUAUUUUCUAUGAACCUCUAUACAUCUUAUAUACUCAUAGGCCAUUGGUCUCUUGGAAGUCUGGCAUGUGAUCUGUGGCUAGCGCUGGAUUAUGUAGCUAGCAAUGCCUCAGUAAUGAACCUUCUAGUCAUCAGCUUUGACAGAUAUUUUUCCAUCACAAGGCCUUUAACAUACAGGGCUAAACGCACACCCAAAAGAGCUGGCAUCAUGAUUGGUCUAGCUUGGCUAAUUUCCUUCAUUUUGUGGGCACCUGUUAUCUUGUGCUGGCAGUAUUUUGUUGGUGAACGAACAGUACCACCUGAGGAAUGCCAGAUACAGUUCUUAUAUGAGCCCAUUAUCACCUUUGGUACUGCAAUUGCUGCUUUUUAUAUUCCAGUGUCUGUGAUGACCAUUUUGUAUUGCCGCAUCUAUAAAGAGACGGAGAAACGUACCAAGGACCUUGCUGAACUUCAGGGUUCUGAGUCUGUGGCAGAGUUUGAGAUGAUAAAGCCUCAGAAAGCUCUUCUGAAGUCUUGUUUCAGUUGCAAGCAACAAAAUUUAGUCAAAAGAGAGAGAUGUCAGGCUUCCUGGUCUUCAUCUAGUCGAAGUACAUCAGCUACAGUGAAAGCAUCUCAGGCAGCGAGUACUUGCAAUGACUGGUCUAAGGCUGACCAGUUAACCACCUGCAGCAGCUAUGCAUCUUCAGAAGAAGAGGAUAAACUUGCCACUGAUUCAGUUUUCCAAGUAGCUUACAAAAGUCCAUCUAAAGAUAACGAAGAAGAGUUUAAUGAAAGGGAGAGUAAGGAUGUUGAUGUCAAAGACCAACCUGAAGAAAAUGAUUUUGAGGCCCAGAAAUAUUUUUUAUCACCUGCCAAAGGCCAAAAAAAUAAAAAAUGUGUGGCCUAUAAAUUCCGCUUGGUGGUUAAGGCUGAUGGCACUCAGGAAGCCAACAAUGGCUGCCGUAAAGUAAAAAUAACUCCUUGUUCUGCUGCUAUGUCAAAAGAUCCUUCCAUCAAAAGCAUGGAUCCAAAUAUAAAUAACCAAAUCACCAAAAGGAAAAGGAUGGUUCUUAUAAAGGAACGCAAAGCAGCACAGACUUUAAGUGCCAUUCUUUUGGCAUUUAUCAUCACGUGGACUCCCUACAAUAUAAUGGUUUUGAUCUCCACAUUCUGCUCUGACUGCAUUCCCCUGACACUGUGGCACCUUGGAUAUUGGCUAUGCUAUGUGAACAGCACUGUUAACCCCAUUUGUUAUGCUCUCUGUAACAAAACUUUCAGGAAAACUUUUAAGAUGCUGCUUUUCUGCCAGUGGAAAAAGAAAAAAGUGGAAGAGAAACUAUACUGGCAGGGUAAUACCAGACUGCCGUAACUGCUCUUAUAUAAGCGAUAAAGGGAAAAAUAGAUAUUGACAUCAUAGCCCAACAAAUGGGCUGUAAUUCUGUCUUGUCAAAGCUAUUCCUUUAUAUGUCUAGGGGUUAAAAAAAAAAAAA
Anas platyrhynchos (mallard) is the source of this 2253-nucleotide messenger RNA. It is a transcript of the gene CHRM5, whose product is annotated as cholinergic receptor muscarinic 5. Gene Ontology annotation, biological process: gastric acid secretion; chemical synaptic transmission; adenylate cyclase-inhibiting G protein-coupled acetylcholine receptor signaling pathway. Gene Ontology annotation, molecular function: G protein-coupled acetylcholine receptor activity; G protein-coupled serotonin receptor activity. NCBI's taxonomy places the organism in Eukaryota, Metazoa, Chordata, Aves, Anseriformes, Anatidae. The record is from RefSeq and is a predicted model, not a curated record. Gene Ontology annotation, cellular component: synapse; dendrite; plasma membrane.